AUGUCGUUUGAAGUUCCCACGAUGCCUUCAGAUGAGAUGACGGCACAAUCAAUCGUUGAGCAGUUCUCUUCAGAGAACAUCAACCGUGUCGUUGUCUAUGGCACAGUCCCAGACCCGACCAGUGACCAAGGCUUCGUCAUCACCUACCCGUUGAUGGCAAUUGGUCAGACUUUCGGGGGGUAUGUCGAAGAGCACAACAUCCCUCGUGACAAGGUGACAAUGCACAUCCUGUCAAAGGUUGAAUACGGCGCUUUGACCGGUGAGGAGCUUUUGGUGAGUGACGACGAUGAUGAAACGAACACAAGCAACGAAAGCGAGGAUGAGACGGAGGAGGAGAAGUCACCCAAGUCCCAAGACGGCAGAGACAAAGAGGACGACAAGAAUGACGACGAUGACAGACACGACGGUGGUUCCUCGUCAGCGGCAGCAUCCGUGUCCCCGCUGGACAAGAUGAUUGAGAAGAUGGAGGGCCUCAAGAUUGAGGCAGAGAAGGCAAUGGAGGACUACCUGAACGUGAAGAAGGUCGUGGCCAAUUUGAAGCGUGAAGAGAAGAAGGAAGCAAACAAGCUGCUUCAGAUGGAGAAGCGCCAGACCCAGAAGGAGGAAAAGGCCAAAGCAAGGGCAAUGACAAUCAAUAUCAACUUCAUCAUGGGGGAGAAGCGCUUCGUCAUCGCCUUCGCAAAGGACACCACCAUCAAGGACGUUCGUGAUAAGGUUCGUGACCACAUCGGCACCAUCACCAAGAAGCAGUUCAAAACCUACCGCUUCCUCAAUGGCGAUGUUGAGUUGUCCUCGCACAGGAAGACCGUGGCCGGAUACGAGCUUACCGAUGGAAGCAUCGUCACCAUCCAAGGCGGCAUCAGUGGCGGAGGAAAGCGCAUCAAGAAGGAGCACACCACCAACGAGAUAAUUGACUUUGACAUCACGCCCCCUGCCAUCUUUGCGGGUGACAUCCGCGUUGUUCAGUCCGCGUUGAAGCUGGGAGAGGUGAGCAUUGAGCCUUGGGUUCAGUCAUUGACUCUUGAGCAGUCUUCUUCAUUGGUGAAGCAGAUGGAUGAGCAACCAAAGACCGGUGUUGUUGGCACGCUGGUCGAGCCCUACCUCCAGUUUGUCCGUGAGUAUGCCGACCUUAUGGCAACCGAGAAGCGCAUUAACAUUUCCAAGAAGUAUGUCAAGGCACGUUUCCUCAAGGCCUACCUGAAAUUCACCUGCCAAGAGGGGUCGCAGAAGAAGUCGCAUUCCAAGUUCUACACCCUCGCGCGUGACCAUUUCAUCAAGUGCCAGACACAG
Symbiodinium pilosum is the source of this 1290-nucleotide messenger RNA. The record is from the annotation of a GenBank genome assembly. NCBI's taxonomy places the organism in Eukaryota, Dinophyceae, Suessiales, Symbiodiniaceae.